This is a messenger RNA of Abrus precatorius (Indian licorice), 1426 nucleotides long. Its product is annotated as probable aldo-keto reductase 1. The transcript has 7 exons. Lineage: Eukaryota; Viridiplantae; Streptophyta; Magnoliopsida; Fabales; Fabaceae. The coding region runs from base 95 to 1159 and encodes 354 amino acids. The record is from RefSeq and is a predicted model, not a curated record. Gene Ontology annotation, cellular component: cytoplasm.
AAAAGUUAGGUGUACCUACCAAUGAACACUAACACAUAUUGGUAGAAGAAUAUAGUUGGAAAAUUUGCGGAGGAAUUAUUAGAGAAACAGAAAAAUGGAAGGAAUUCCUCGAGUGAAGCUUGGAAGGCAAGGCCUUGAGGUUUCAAAGUUGGGCUUUGGGUGUAUGGGCCUCUCAGGAGUGUACAAUGAUCCUGUUCCCGAUGAGGUUGCCAUCUCUUUGAUCAAGCACGCAUUCACCAAAGGGAUCACCUUCUUUGAUACAGCAGAUGUUUAUGGAGCCCAAGGCAACGAAGUUUUGCUCGCAAAGGCGCUCAAAGACUUGCCUCGAGAUCAAAUUCAGAUUGCCACAAAGUUUGGGAUUGUUAGAAUGGAAUCUAAUAAUGUGAUAGUGAAUGGUUCCCCUGAAUAUGUUAGAUCCUGUUGCGAGGGUAGCCUCCACCGCCUUGGUGUAAACUACAUUGAUCUCUAUUAUCAGCACCGUGUUGACACUACAGUACCCAUUGAGGAUACUGUGAGUGGUGCCACUUCUGUUCUUGAUUUGGGGAUGAGAUUUUUUAUGGGAGAGCUUAAGAAGCUGGUUCAAGAGGGAAAGAUAAGGUACAUAGGAUUAUCAGAAGCUAGUUCUGACACAAUUAGGAGGGCACAUGCUGUUCAUCCCAUUACUGCUGUGCAAAUGGAGUGGUCACUUUGGACUCGUGAAAUUGAGCAAGAUAUCGUUCCACUUUGCAGGGAACUUGGAAUUGGAAUAGUACCAUACAGUCCCCUUGGCCGUGGAUUUUUCGGCGGCAAGGCUGUCAUAGAGAGUAUACCUGCAAACAGUUUUCUAGCGUUUCAACCAAGGUUACGUGGGGAGAACUUUGACAAGAACAAAAUCUUAUAUUCUAGGAUAGAGAAGUUGGCAGAGAAGUACGGGUGUGCAUCUUCGCAACUUGCUCUUUCAUGGAUUCUUCAUCAAGGAGACGAUGUGGUACCUAUCCCAGGAACAACAAAGAUAAAAAAUCUUGAUAGUAACAUCGGCUCAUUCGAAGUGAAGCUCAGCGAAGAUGAUUUGAGGGAGAUUACUGAUGCCAUACCAAUAUCUGAGGUGGCAGGGGAUCGGACUACUGAUGCAUUUGUUAAAUGUUCAUGGAAGUUUGCUAAUACUCCAGCUAAAGCAUAACUGGCUAUACAGUUAUACACCUUAAAUCUAGUUUUCGGUCUCUUUGCAUGUCUCUUCAAUUUUAUCGCAUCUCAACAAAAAACUAUUUGUUAUUGGUUCUAUUCGAAUCACUCGCCAAACUUACGUUGUAUGCUUUUUUCUAAUUAUGAUGUACAUGUUAAUUUAUCGCAUGAAGAGAGAGACUGUGUGAUCUGUAGCCAAGAUAUCCUUCAUUUUGCCGAAUCAUUGUUCAACCGAUGUUUCACUAUUAUUUUUCGGAGUUCAUUA